AUGGAUUUCUGGCAGAGGGCCCGCAGCUUCGCCGAGGAUGCCGCCAAGAAAUCGCAGGAGCUCACCCAGGGCAUCGCCUCCGCCAACCUUGCCGACGUCGUCUCCGAGGCCUCCAAGCGCUCCAAGGAGCUCGCCGCCGAGGCCUCCAAGAAAUCCAAGGAGCUCGCCGCCGAGGCCCUCAAGCGCGCCGAUCAGAUCACGGCUCACAUCCCGCCCGCCGCCACCGCCGCCGCCGCUCUGUCCGGUCUCGUCGACUCGUCCGCCUCCCAGAGCGGCGGCGUCGAGGCCGCCGAUCUGGAGAUGUACGGGGUGACUGAUGAGCUGAGGGAGUUUGUCAAGGAGAUCACCAUGAAUACGUUCCGGGAUUUCCCGCUUGAAGACGAUGCAGUGAUGUCUGAUGUUCCUACGGUUUCAAAUGUGCGACAGGAUCUUACCGAGUGGCAAGAAAGGCAUGCGAAGCUUGUUCUCUUAACUGUGAAGGAAAUUUCAAAGCUAAGAUAUCAGUUAUGUCCACGAGUGAUGAAAGAGCGGAAAUUCUGGAGGAUCUACUUCAUUCUAGUUAAUAGUCAUGUGGCACCAUAUGAGCACCGUUAUAAUGAAGAUCUAAAGCUCAAAGCUACUGAAAAGGUAAAAGAUAUUGAGGUGAAGGAUGUUUCAUCAAGUGCAACUCCUUCAAAAACAGACGAGGGUUCAAAACAGAAGAGCAGCUCUCAGAAGUCACCAGUUUCCGAGCAGGAUUUGGAUGUUUUUCUUCUGGGAGAUCUGGAUGAUGGAGAUGAUGGUCCAGAUGAUGGCGACAAUGGCUUUGAUGAUGAUUUUGAUAAAAUAUAA
Striga hermonthica is the source of this 831-nucleotide messenger RNA. NCBI's taxonomy places the organism in Eukaryota, Viridiplantae, Streptophyta, Magnoliopsida, Lamiales, Orobanchaceae. The record is from the annotation of a GenBank genome assembly.